AUGAUCAGAUUUGUAUUGUUCCUGACUCUCAUUUCGUUGGUCCUUUCGAUCCAAGAUACCACAACUCAUAAUGACUGUUUAAAUCAAUAUUGCAGUGCAGAAGUAGAGGCUUGUCGCAAAGAUCAGACUUGCAAGAAGUAAAUCUCUAAUUGCUAUCAAACAGCCAUGGAUGAUCUGUCACCUGCUGGGAUCCAGAGAAGCAAAGCAGCUUAUGAUUUAUGUUUGAGUACUAAUUCUUAUGCGAAAGUUUAAAAUUUAGCAAAAUGCAAGUAGAGAAAUUGUCCAAAUAAGUUAUUAAUCAUUUGA
Paramecium tetraurelia is the source of this 306-nucleotide messenger RNA. RefSeq lists its product as uncharacterized. Lineage: Eukaryota; Ciliophora; Oligohymenophorea; Peniculida; Parameciidae. The record is from RefSeq and is a predicted model, not a curated record. The transcript is spliced from 3 exons.